UUCCUGCUUUAUAAACACAAGUGGUGUGCACAUAUUUACAAGAGGGAAACACAGUAGAACAAUCUCAGACAUAUUUAUCGUCAAAGGUACAAAGAUGAACCAUUGUGGUCUGCUGACAGUCCAGAAGGAACCAGUUCCUCUGAAGAGCAUUGAAGUGGAGCUGGAGGUGAGGGACCAUGUGGCUACAGUGGUCUCCACUCUGCUCUACCAGAACAAGGAGGACAAACCACUAGAGGCUGUUUUUGUCUUCCCUCUGCCUGGAGAUGCUGCUGUCUGUCAUUUCAGUGCUAAGAUUGGACAGACACAGAUUGUAGCUGAGGUGAAGGAGAAACAGCAGGCUCGUGAGAAGUAUGAUGAUGCAUUGAGCUCCGGUCAGCAGGCCUUCUUAUUGGAGGAGAGUGAUCAGAGCCCAGAUAUAUUCUCUCUGAGUGUGGGCAGUAUGCCUCCAGGAGAGAGCGCCUCCAUCAGGCUGGAGUACGUCACUGAGCUGGCUGUGCAGGCUGAUGACGGGCUGAGGUUUUGUCUGCCUGCUGUGCUCAACCCUCGCUACCAACCUAAGGGAAGUGAAGGUGGCAGCCUCCAGGUGACGUCUGUUCCAGCCUCUCUGGUGCCCUACAGUCUGUCUUUCUCUGCCCAGGUGUUCUCUCCUCGUCCAGUCUCUAAAGUAGAGUCCAGCUGUUCCCUGGACCCUCUCCAGUACCUCAACACAGAGCAAACCCAGGCUACGGUCAAGUUGACUGCAGGACACAAGUUUGACAGGGAUGUUGAACUGUUGAUUUAUUACAAAGAUGCCCAUCAGCCCACUGCUGUGGUGGAGGCAGGACAGACCUCUGCCAAGCCUGGCACUCUGAUGGGUGAUCCAGUGGUGAUGCUGAGCCUGUACCCUGAGUUCCCCCAGGCUGUGAUGUCUUCAGUGGACUCAUGUGGAGAGUUUGUGUUCUUAAUCGAUCGAUCAGGAAGUAUGAGUUGUCCAAUGGAUAACAGCAACCCACAACUGACUCGCAUUGGCAGUGCUAGGGAUACUCUACUGCUCCUGCUGAAGAGUUUACCAAUGGGCUGCUACUUCAACAUCUACAGUUUUGGGUCCAGAUAUGAGCACAUCUUCCCUAAGAGUGUGGAGUACAGUGAGAAGACUAUGGAAGAGGCUCUGAAGAAAGUUGAGAACAUGGGUGCUGAUCUGGGAGGAACAGAGAUCCUGCAGCCCCUAAAACACAUUUACAGUCAGCCCUGCAUUCCCAGUCAACCAAGACAACUGUUUGUCUUUACUGAUGGAGAGGUGGGGAACACCAAAGAAGUUAUAAAUCUGGUGAGGGAGAACUCAGGCUCCCACAGGUGUUUCUCUUUUGGGAUCGGGGAAGGGGCCAGCUCUGUUCUUAUCAAUGGUUUGGCCAAAGAAGGAGGAGGUCACGCUCAGUUCAUCACAGGAACUGACAGGAUGCAACCAAAAGUGAUGCAGUCGCUGCGAUUUUCCCUGCAGCCAACUGUGGUGGACAUCUCAGUCACAUGGGAUUUACCAAAGGGAGUGUCUGUCACUGUCCUCUCUCCACCAAUCACAACAAUUUUCCAGGGUCAAAGGUCAUUGAUUUAUGCCCAGCUCACUGGACAGAGUCCAGAGGCAGCAGAGGGCUGUGUGACAGUGAAGUACAGCCUGGCAGGUCAUCCAUCCCACAACCAGCUCCACUUCAGUCUCAAACCUGCAGAGGACACUGGACUAACAGUCCACAGGUUGGCUGCUCGGACUCUGAUUCGCUCCCUGGAGAUGGAGGAGAGAGAGCGCAGAGGACAGCAAGAUGGAGGAGUGAAGAAGAAGGUGGUGGAGCUCAGUGUCCAAUCAGGAGUGAGCAGUUCCUUCACCGCCUUCAUUGCUGUCAAUAAAGGUGACGGCGAGGCCAUUCAAGGGCUUCUGUUGCGCAGAAAUGUCCCAGCACCCAGAUUGAUGAAGAGUUGCUUUAUGCCGCUGAUGGCUCAAUGUCGCACGCCCUUCCAACAGAGCAUGUUUGGUGCUUUACCCAAAAUGAAGUACUCAGACUACAGUGGUGGUACCGUCAAAGUCACCGAACCCAAGCAGCCUCGAAGAGACUCCUUCCUGCAGUUGGUUUCUCUCCAGAAGGCAUCUGGCUGCUGGCUGCUUGAACCACAUCUAGCUGCUGUACUGGGAAAGACCAGCGAGGAGGUGGAAAUCCCCAAACCUGCAGAGGUGAAAGAGGAAGUUUGGGCCACCAUUCUGGCUCUGAUCUGGCUUCAUGGUUUCAAGUUGGAUGUUCAGGAUGAGUGGCAGCUUCUGGCUAUGAAGGCUGCGUCAUGGCUCCGUGCUCAGAAAGCACCAUGUGUGACAGAGUGUGUGGAAGCUGGAAAUGCACUGUUGGGAUGUGAGGUGCAGAAAGAUUCCCUGGGGAUUUAAGGCUUUAUUUAUUCUGGCUUCUCCUUCAAGAUUAGAAGAGAGGAACAGAUUUACUCCAUCCUGUAUUUACUUCACCAACAUUGAAUGUCUACUAUGGCUGCUACUUUGCACUAUUUGCCUUUAUGAUAUUUUGUGCCUUAGUAUAUUUGCACUGGGCUGAUCUGAUGUUUUUAACUGUGUGCUGGUUAUACUCAGCUGCUACAUUCAGUCUAACUGUAUGUUUCAGAUGCUUUUUUUUUGAGUGUUUGGAAACUGGAAAUUCACUGUUGGGAUCGGAGGUGCAGAAAGAUGCUCUGGGGAUUUGAGAUUUUCUUUCGGUGUGAAAUUAGAUUUGCCAAAAACAACAAAAGCCCUGGUUCAGAUGGGUAUAUCAGUGAAGUUUUUGAGGAUUUCUCAGAUCAAAUUACCCCAUUACUACUAAGAGCAUUUGCUGAAAUAUUUGAAUCUAGAGAGCCACCUUACAUCCGGUGCAAAUAAUGAUUGUGAAUGCAACUCUUAUAGACCUAUUGCAUGAAAUGACUAUAGAUUGCUUACAUCUAUUCUCACCAAAAGAGCAGGGACUGCAAUAAAACACAUUAUACAUCCUGAUCAACCUGGGUUUAUUGCAGAGCAUCAGUUUACAGCUAAAAUAAGAGGAUUCUGAAUAUUAUAACUUAAUUCCAGGUUGGUUUUGGCCUGAAUUUGAUUGAGUACAAAUCCAGCAUUCAACUAACCAUAAAAACAAAUGAUCAUUCAUCUCAGCCUAUCAGUAUUGAAAGAGGAGUAUAAAUAAGUGAAUCAGAUGGAAAGUGAAAAAAAGUUAAUGGAUAGUAACAAUUUUCUAAAUUUUCUUGUUGUCAAUAAAUCUACUGUGUGUGUAUCACCGGCUUGAUAAUGUAUUUCUCUGUGCCAUAACCCUGAAAGGGUAAGUUGAUGACUUUUACCCUCAAUAGUUGCCAUAGGUGGUCCACCAACUUUUUCUUGCAUUACAUCUACAUGAACAGUCCCUACACUGUCUAGACACUGCAGAGUUGCAGCCUACUAAAACAUAUAUAUAUAUAUAUAUAUAUAUAAACAUAGAUAAUAUAUUCAUAAAAGUGUUCAUUCAUGAAAGAUGUAAGACAAUCUUAGAGGGUU
Molecule: messenger RNA, 3517 nt
Organism: Scomber scombrus (Atlantic mackerel)
Lineage: Eukaryota; Metazoa; Chordata; Actinopteri; Scombriformes; Scombridae
Product: von Willebrand factor A domain-containing protein 5A-like
Exons: 19
Coding region: 95-2401 (768 amino acids)
Source: RefSeq, a predicted model, not a curated record